GAGCGCUGCCGCAUUAGAACAUGACUGUGGCCGCAACAGAGCACAGCAGCGGUACACCCACGUCUUACAUCCAUUUCAAGCAGUUGUCUAGUGAACCGUACUGAUGGGCGAUGCAGGGAAACAGAGUGUGGAAGAGAUGAAGGCGGAGAGCUGUGGGACCACUGCUCCCACCACCAACACUACAUCAGUCUGCCUUACAGCCAGAUCCAACACUCCCACAGGCACCCAAGUCAACACCACCCCUCUGGGAAAUAUCCCUUUAGAAAGACAGGCCAUCCAGGUAAUUCACCAGACAUUACACGGGCCACAGAGUAUGACUGCUCAGUACUUGCAACAGAUGUACGCAGCCCAACAACAGCAUAUCCUCCUACAGACAGCUGCCUUACAACAGCAUCAUCAGCAAAACCUUACUGCUACACAAAUCCUGGCCACUGCACAGCAGGCCUCACAAAAUAAUGGCAGGCAGCACUCCUUCUCCCCUCCUUCUUCCAAUGGGAAUGUAACUCAGCUGGCUAAUGUGUCUCAGACAUCAAUCACCAUGACGACCUCUUCUGUAUCUCAGCCAACCAGCCGCAUUCAGGUCACCAGCUCCAGUAGCACAGGGGGUGCUAUAUCCCAGCAGACCAUGCUCCUAGGUAACACCUCUCCCACAGGUAGCCCGGCCCAAAUGUACCUGCGCACACAGAUGCUGAUUCUUACCCCUGCUGCCACUGUAGCGACUGUUCAGCCUGAUUUAACUGUCGUGAGUUCCAGUUCUCAUUCAGCAUCAUCACAGAGUUUGGCUCUUCGCACACAUCUCUCUGGAGCUCUUUCUACUCCUCAAACCAUCCAGAUGAAGCCCUCCACUCAUUGCCCGGCGUUGGUGACCCCCCUUCCCAAAAUGUCCAUUUGUCCCCUGAAUUCCACACAGCUAUCUCAGAACCUGGUCGAAACUUCUAGAUGUGAGACACUGUUGACCGAUGUCACUCAGCCAACAUCAACUCACCUACUAAUUGCUCCUUCAACAUUCUCGCCAGUCCAGUCCCAUUCUCUGGUCAGACACCAGCUGCAUUGCUCUUCCGGCCAGAGGGUGCCGCAACACCAGCUCAUCAUUCAACAGAGAGCCACUGCUCACAGACAGGUCCAGCCCAUUGCACUGCGUGCCACACCACAGGACAGCUCUCCUCCGCCCCUCACCCUACAGACCCGUACCACUCCCACUACAGCCACCGUCCAAUCACAGCACACCGAGCUCCUCUCAGUGCCCUCCUCUCCAAAUCAACCAGCCAAUCAUUCACCUGUUCAACAGCAAGCAGUCGUAUCUACAUCUACGCUCCAACCUGCAUCACUGCCUAACCCUCCUCCCCUUCAUCUGGGCCCAGCAAUAGAGCCUGUCUCCAAAUAUUCUCCUCUGGCCGGUCCCCCUCCUCUCACCAUGGCCCUGCCCAGACUGACCCAGCCGCAGAGGCUCUCUCUGCGCUCAGUUCAAACCGUGGCUGUCCAGUCUGACCACAUGCUGGUGUCUGAAGAGGAGAUCCAAGUUACAGAAGCACUGGUCCAGCUGCCUUUUCAAAACCUUCCACCACCACAGACGGUGGCAGUGGACUUAAAGGUGCAAACUGCCACACAAACAGAAGCUUCCUUGGCAACCCAGCUGUUGAAGGAGAGCGAAAGCAUGAAUUUGGUGAAGGAUGUAGAACAUGUAUGUCCUCAGAGGAACAGAACGCCAACUCCGCCACCACUGUCCCCUCCAGUCGAGCCACAGACGAGCUCUGAUGAUGUAACAUCCCAACCAGAAAACUGCACAGCUGAACUGAACCAACCAUCGAGCAGAUCUGUGAUCCAGUCACCGGAGGACUCAACACAUGCCAACAGUUUCCCCUCUCCCCUCCUCUCUUCUGCGGUAAGAAGCACCAGCAGGUUUCCCCCAGCCAGCCUUCUAGGGAACCCUGAGGGUCAGCCCUCACAGACCAUCGUUAGACCACACAUCCUUACACACCUCAUUGAGGGCUUCGUCAUCCGAGAGGGCCUGGAGCCGUUCCCGGUGAGACGUGCCUCCCUGGAGAUGAACCUGCAAGCCACACUACCAGACGAUAAAGAGAGAGCUGCUAAUGAAGAAUCAGCCCAGGACUGCUUAAUCGAUGCGGACCAACCAGACAACUCCACUGAUUCUGACAUUGAUAACCCUCCUGCCGAGGAUGAACAGACAGUUGAAAACCUGCCUGAUGUUCUCAAGUGUGAGUUCUGUGGGAAAAGAGGGUUUGCUCAUACCUUCCUCAGAUCCAAACGCUUCUGCUCCAUGACAUGUGUCAGAAGAUUCAAUGUGAGGUGUAAAAAGCAUCUUAACCUGUUGAGAGGAGAAAAGAUUGGCCGCUGGCCCCACAGACAGAUGGGCAGGCGUGGGAGACCACCUAGUCGUAUAAAUGGUGGGUCGAGGAAACACUUCUUCAGACAGCUUCAAGAAUCCCAUUGCACUGAUGACAGCCAAAGAGUAUCCAAUUCCUCACCAUGGAUCGAGAGAGAGGAGGAUCCACCAGGCCCAAUGACGACAAGGCUGCGUUUGCAGGCCAAGAGAGAGCAGGAGCAAGACAGAGAAAGAGAAGAUAGCAGGGUAGAGCGUUGCAGUAGUUCUCACUGUCUUCUUGACUCUAGACCCUCACAGUGGAGUGUGGAGCAAGUGUGCUUCUUUAUCAACUCUUUACCAGGAUGCCAUGCUAUUGCUGCAGAUUUCCAGUCACAGGAGAUUGACGGACAGGCCCUGAUGCUACUGACAGAAGACCACCUUAUGAAUGCUAUGAACAUUAAACUGGGCCCUGCACUCAAAAUCUGUGCACAAAUCAACUCUCUCAAAGAAUCCUAAACAUACUAUGGGGCUGUUUUUUGUAGGAUUAGGAUGCUCUGCUUCAUAAACAGACAUAGUGUUCCGAAUCCCCAGUGUGGAUUUCCUCUCAAUAGUGUGGAGGCACAUACUGUCACAUCACAACUCCUUCAGAAGUGCCAUGUUUUCUGCAAAUGAAUAACCAUUUUACAAUAUAAAUCUAGACAUUCAUAAUGACCCUGCCUUUUCAGAUACCUCUAACAAGAUCAUAGCUUUAAAUUUUAUGGUGGACCCAAAAUCUCUCAUUCCAUUUAAUUUGAUAGUAAGAUUGACUUACAUGAGCAUGGUGUGAAUUUUAUAUAUAAUAUCCAUGCUAUCUUGUGAUCUUGUAUAUUGCAUUUAUAGUAAAUAAACCAACUGAAAAGUACCUUUACAUUGGAUUAUGGAGAAACAGGGAUGAUACAGUAUAGCUGUGUAGCCACAAAUUGUGGAGGUUUGUACAUAAUGUAAAAAUUAUUAAAAACAAAAAGUUUACAAAAAUAUAAAGAGACACUUUUCAAAGGAUGUAAAAGUUACAGAGUAUGUAAUGGUGGAUGUUUUAAAAUAAAGAUUUAAUGAUAAACAAAAAUUAAGUCUUGUAUAAAAUAUGUGCAUGAGCACACUUAAAUACUUGAUUCCUUUCACAUCAAGCACUUUUUUAUACCAUUGAGUAGAAAAACCUAUGUAUUACAAAUAUAUUGUGAACUGUCAAGUGGUCAAAAAAAAUCAUAUCCAACUUUGGAACAUUAAUAUUCUCACAUUAACCAGGAUAAAUACACAGCAUUUUGGAGGUUUUAAAGGAAUAGUUCACAAAAAAAAAAAAAAAAAAAAGAAAUCCUCAUUUA
Molecule: messenger RNA, 3681 nt
Organism: Xyrauchen texanus (razorback sucker)
Lineage: Eukaryota; Metazoa; Chordata; Actinopteri; Cypriniformes; Catostomidae
Product: polyhomeotic-like protein 3
Exons: 15
Coding region: 104-2839 (911 amino acids)
Cellular component (GO): nucleus; PRC1 complex
Molecular function (GO): zinc ion binding; protein binding
Source: RefSeq, a predicted model, not a curated record